CUUUGUAUAAACCUGGCCUGCAUCGCCGAGCGCGUGGAUGAGCAGCUGCUGCCCUCCCUGUUCCGCUUCGUGGGUCACUCCUUCUCAGCGAGUCCCUCGCAGCUCGGCCAGCUGACCUUCUCUCGAGCAGUGGUCCAGGCGCUCGCCUCGCCCCUGGCGGGGGUGCUGGGCCACCACAUCAACCGAGUGCAUGUCAUCUGCUGCGGUGCCGCUCUCUGGGGCCUCAUGUGCCUGGGCUUUGCCACCGCCAGCUCUGUGGGCCAGGGCCUGGCCUUCUGGGCAAUCAACGGCAUCGGGCUCGCCCUGCUCCUCCCUGCAGCACAAAGCAUCACUGCCGACUAUUAUCCGCAGCACCGCGGCCGCGCGUUUGGAACGCUUCACUUCACGGGCGCCGCCGGGGCGGUGCUGAGCACGCUGUUUGCCACCAACAUCGGCGGGGUGCGCCCGCUGGGCUUUGAGGGCUGGCGCUUCGCGUUUGUGUCUGUGGCCCUGGCCAGCUGGUGCGUCGGCGCGUGCACCUUCUUCUUUGCGGUGGACCCCAGGAGGAGCCGGGACCCCCAGUACAGGUGUGGCAGCACGCAGCGCGUCCUUGGGUGUGCUGGGCCGGCGUACGUGCGUGCUGUGCAGAUCUUGAUCUGGCUGAGCAGGCCGGCUGGAGCACACGCCACUGGCAUUGUUGGCACGGCGCCGUGGGUCGCCUUGGUGUACCUCACUUUCAGUUUCCAGCUGAUGGGCAUGAGCGAUGUGCAGGCCUCGCUGCUGAUGGCCAUCUUCCUGGCCACCAACGCUGUUGGCGGCCUGAUUGGUGGCAUGCUGGGCGACUGGGCUUCGCGGCGCUGGCCCAACCACGGGCGCAUCUGCGUCUGCCAGUUUUCUGUGGGCGUCGGCGUGCCGCUCUCUCUCGGCCUGCCGCUGAGUUCCAGCCCAGGCGCGGUUGCGAUGCACGCCGUGGUGCUUGGAGUGAUGGGCCUCGCCAUCUCCUGGCCAGCACCCGCUUGCAACAACCCCAUCUUUGCAGGCGAGGCAGGGGGCAUAGUGCCACCACACAUGCGGAACUUGAUUUAUGCGUUUGAUCGCAGCUUUGAGGGAGCCAUCGCGGCGCUGGGCGCCGCGCUUGUUGGCUGGCUGUCCCAGGCUGCUUAUGGCUUCAGUGGCGCGGCUGAGGUGGGGCCCGACGCCCUAGUCAAUACGGCAAAGUCAGAAAGCCUAUCAUCGGCGCUGCUGGUCUUCACCACUGUGCCAUGGGCGCUCUGUGCCGUUUUCUACAGCGGCUUGCAUCUCACCUAUCUCCGCGAUCGGCGGCGUGCC
Chlorella variabilis is the source of this 1308-nucleotide messenger RNA. RefSeq lists its product as hypothetical. Gene Ontology annotation, biological process: transmembrane transport. Gene Ontology annotation, cellular component: membrane. Gene Ontology annotation, molecular function: transmembrane transporter activity. The record is from RefSeq and is a predicted model, not a curated record. The transcript is spliced from 8 exons. The annotation marks the transcript as partial. Lineage: Eukaryota; Viridiplantae; Chlorophyta; Trebouxiophyceae; Chlorellales; Chlorellaceae.